This is a messenger RNA of Lodderomyces jiufengensis, 1617 nucleotides long. It is a transcript of the gene NOG2, whose product is annotated as putative GTPase. Bases 1 to 1617 code for a protein of 538 amino acids. The record is from RefSeq and is a predicted model, not a curated record. The transcript is spliced from 2 exons. Lineage: Eukaryota; Fungi; Ascomycota; Pichiomycetes; Serinales; Debaryomycetaceae. Gene Ontology annotation, molecular function: GTP binding. Gene Ontology annotation, cellular component: nucleolus.
AUGGGUACUCAAAAGAAAGAGAAACAAAGAAGAGUGAAACAAAAUGAUACAAGAGAUGGUAAUCUUCGAGUUAAAGGUGAAAACUUUUAUAGAGAUGCUAAAAAGAUUAAACAUUUAAAUAUGUAUAAACAAGGUAGAGCUAUAAGAAAUGCUAAAGGAGAUAUAAUUAAAGCAGCAGAUUUACAAAGUACGGACGCACCAAUAGCAAGAGUUGAUCCAAAUAGAAGAUGGUUUGGUAAUACAAGAGUUAUUGCUCAAGAUGCUUUAACCCAUUUUAGAGAAGCAAUGGGGGAUAAAAAAGAUAAUUCAUAUCAAGUAUUAUUAAAAAGAAAUAAAUUACCAAUGUCAUUAUUAAAUGAAAAAGAUCAAACUGAAAGUCCUACUGCUAAAAUUGUAGAAACUGAAUCUUAUCAAUCAACAUUUGGACCAAAACAACAACGUAAAAAACCAAGAAUUGCACAAUCAUCAUUAGAAGAUAUAAUGAAUAAUGCAGAACAAGAUUCAACUACAUAUAAUGAAAAACAAGAAUUAGAUGCUACUUUAGGAUUAAUGGGUGGGUCUAUAUUGGAUAAAGAUGAUUUCACACAAGAAGCAAAAGAAGCUAUUUUUCAUAAAGGUCAAAGUAAAAGAAUUUGGAAUGAAUUAUAUAAAGUCAUUGAUUCAAGUGAUGUUGUAAUACAUGUAUUGGAUGCAAGAGAUCCUUUGGGGACAAGAUGUGAAAGUGUUGAAAAAUAUAUAAAAGAAGAAUGUUCUCAUAAACAUUUAAUUUAUGUUUUGAAUAAAUGUGAUUUAGUACCAACUUGGGUAGCAGCUGCAUGGGUAAAACAUUUAUCAAAAUCAUAUCCAACCCUCGCGUUUCAUGCAUCAAUAACGAAUUCUUUCGGUAAAGGUUCAUUAAUUCAAUUACUUCGACAAUUUUCAACCCUACAUUCGGAUCGUAAACAAAUAUCAGUUGGUUUUAUAGGUUAUCCAAAUACAGGUAAAUCAUCAAUAAUAAAUACAUUAAGAAAGAAAAAAGUAUGUACAGUUGCUCCAAUCCCAGGUGAAACAAAAGUAUGGCAAUAUAUCACAUUAAUGAAACGUAUAUUUUUAAUUGAUUGUCCAGGUAUAGUCCCACCAUCACAAAAGGAUACAGAAUCAGAUAUUUUAUUUAGAGGAGUAGUUAGAGUUGAACAUGUAUCAAAUCCAGAACAAUAUAUACCAGAAAUGUUACAAAAAUGUGAAAGAAAACAUUUAGAAAGAACUUAUGAAAUAAAAGGUUGGAGUAAAUUUGAAGAACAACCAGAAUUAUUAGAACAAGCAAGUAUUGAAUUUAUUGAAUUAAUUGCAAGGAAACAUGGUAGAUUAUUAAAAGGUGGUGAACCGGAUGAAAGCGGAGUUGCUAAACAGAUUCUUAACGAUUUUAAUAGAGGUAAAAUCCCUUGGUUUGUACCGCCACCUGUGGAUGAAGAAGUAAGAACGGGUGAAGAUAAAAAAGCUGGAUAUAAAAGGAAAAGAGAAGCAAAACAAGAUAAAUUAAUGGAAGAAAAUAAGGAGGUGGAAGAUGGUGAGGAAGUAGAAGAACAGGAAGAGGAAGAAAGUCAAACAACAAAGAAAGCUAAAUUAGACAAGUUAUGA